Molecule: messenger RNA, 3130 nt
Organism: Chanos chanos (milkfish)
Lineage: Eukaryota; Metazoa; Chordata; Actinopteri; Gonorynchiformes; Chanidae
Gene: polr2m
Product: RNA polymerase II subunit M
Exons: 17
Coding region: 472-3030 (852 amino acids)
Biological process (GO): transcription elongation by RNA polymerase II; intracellular signal transduction
Cellular component (GO): nucleus; intracellular anatomical structure
Molecular function (GO): transcription elongation factor activity
Source: RefSeq, a predicted model, not a curated record
CAGCUCUCACUGUUGCUGAGCGACUGACAGCGCUCACACGCUCUCUCUCUCUCUCUCGCUCUCUCUCUCUGUCAGGAGGAGCCUGACCGGAGUACUAUCACCCAGGGUUGAGGACUUCUCUCAGUACUCUAGAGCUGAAUAGUGGACUAAGCGUCUCUCUCUCUCUCUCUUACUCCCUCUCUCUCUCUCACAGUGCACUCAGGAAUAGCAGGCCUUGUUUUUGCACUCUCUCUCUCUCUCUCUCUCUCUUUUUGCUUUAUCAGCUCCAGGGGAAGGAAUUCUAACACUGAGCUGUGGAGAGAGUGGAACUUUUUUUUUUUGUUUUUUUUUUGUACGUCCUUCCUUUCUUACCCUUCCUCCCUCCCUCGUUCUGUGUUUGGCUGCUUUUUGUAGCCCGGAGCAGGGAGCAGGUGCUGGCAGCACUGUGUUUGCGAGGUGGACGGCGAGAGCAGGGGCAGAAACAGGGGAGCGAUGAGGAGACACGGUGCCACUGGUUCUGUGAUCACGACCGCAAACCCAACGUCGGACGCUCACAGUGAGAGGAGAAUCCAGCGUCUCAGACUAACUCUGCAUCCAGAAGAGAGCUCCACAACUUCAAUUGAGCCCAGAAAUAGCAACCCACACAAAGAGGAGAAAGUCGUCAAUGGAGCCUGGAAAGGGAGAAAUGGUCUCAUAAAACGAGAGAGACCAGCGGGCCAAGAAUCACCUCAGCUGGAGGACAAGGAGGGGACUGGUGAUUUUGAGACACAGAUGACAGUACAUGUGGAAGCGGUUCUAGGGGCAAAGACUGCUCAACUUGCAGAUAUCUCCCACAGAACAGAGACUAAGGUGAUGCUGGCACGGAGGGAGAGACAUCAACAUGAAGGGUUAACUUUAAUGGGACGUGAAUACUCCAUAACGCAUCCCGGUGCGGAGACCAAUGGGGUGAGAGAUGAACCUCUGCAGCGUGGGCCCGUGGUGUACGGGGUGGUGCAGAGGACAAGCUCCGACCGACAGCAGGAGCUCAUGGCCCGAGAAUGGUCCGUCAAUCACAUACGAGAUGAGAUGAGGUACAUCCGCGAGGUGAGAGACUCUCUGGAAAAGGUCAGAGAGAGAAUGUAUGGGCAGUUUGGAGGAAUGCAACAAUCAAUACAAAAGUUAACACAAGACUUAAAGGCGGCAAACUCUCACAGACGGACUUUGGAGAACGAGGUAAGGGUGAGGACGUCAGCUCAGGAUAGCUUCGACCAGAUGAACAGCUCCCUCAUAACUGCUAAUAUCGAUUUACAGAAAUCCCUGAUAGAUAGCUGUCGGAAUCGCAUAGGAACUCGAGAUGAGCUGAGAAACUUACGCGUCUCCUUUGAGAAGGCUGAGCAGAGGCUACGAGAGAGAGAGAAACAGCUGGAGGCAGUGCAGGCUGAGAACCAUACCUUAAAAUUACAGAUGGAGUCUUCACAGGAGGCGAAAGCUCAGGCAUUGAGGGAGCUCGGUGCCACUCUGAGGAGACAGUAUGAGGAGCAGCUAGAGGAGCAGCAGAGGAAACACAGAGAGGAAAUUGAAAGACUGCAGGCACAACUUGACGAGUAUUUGAGACGUUUAGAGGAGGCUGAGAGGUCUGUUAAGAUCGCUGAGGCAAAGAUUGCUGAGAGGGACCAGAGGAUCAGUGAAGUGGAACGUCUGUUGGACUGUAUGGCUCAGGAGAAGAGCCAUCUGAUGCAGAAGCUACAGGAAUGCGAACAGCGAUUACGCGGCUUGGAUGAGGUGGACCAUGCCAACAAAACAGUGAGCAAGGAAUCUGAACGACUUCAGGAGGAGGCUGCAGACUUGAAAGAGAGAAUUAAGCAUCUGAAUGACAUGGUGUUUUGUCAGCAGAGGAAAGUCAAAAGUAUGAUAGAAGAGGUUCAAACACUAAGGACCAAGUUAGCCCAGAAAGAUAUGUUUAUUUCAGAGUUGCUGGACAGAAUUGCCAUUGUGGAAUGUGAGAAUAAUGAGUUAGAAGACAAGCUGAAGUAUUUUAUGUCUGUACAGAAUGCCACUGAGACUAAAGUCCAAACCAGGGACAUUGGAGUUGGCUGUGACCUGCCUGCAAGGAGAUUUAUUCAGACUCUUCCAGACAAAGGGGAAAAAAUCUCUGACUCUGUAGAGAGAAUCAAGCGUGCCUUGGCAGCCCGUGAGGCUGAGGAAAGAAAAGAAGCUGAUCUGUCCUCCAUCAGGACAGAAUUUCAGAUGAAGUACCAACAGGCGCUGACUCAGCGUCAGCCCGACCAGCAGGCAAGCCCCAACAGAGUAGAUAUUCUCAGCACUUCCCUGAAAGAGAGACGGGGUGGAGGGUCAGCACUUGAAGAUGAUAAUGUUGCUGUUGUUGUUGUUGUUGUUGAAAAGACGUCUCUCGCACCAACAAAUGCAGCUGAGUUACAGCCUGACAGAGCUGAAGCUAUGGAGGCUUCCUCUGGUACAGAUACAGCAGCAUCGGUCGGCGCCGGUGCAAAGAAGAAUGAACUUGCAGAAGCACUAGAACGAGUCACACUGACUGAACAAUCAACAAGAGGAACUCAGGAAACCAAAGACACUCUUAAAAACACUACUCCUGUCAACCCCUUCCUGGGUAAACAUCAACAGAAGAUGCCCCACUAUAUGGAAGUGUUGGAAAAGGCUCAGUUGACAGGGGGUGCAAGAAAACCAAAAUUUAAACCUAACCAACUACCCUCCAAAACAGGGUCCCCCUCUCCAAGCCAGUCUCCUGGGAGUCCAACGCCGCUCUCGGCAGAAGCCAGGAGACAAAGAGACAAGAAGCACCUCGAUGACAUCACAGCUGCUAAGCAUCCUCCUCUCCACCAUAGCCCUGCCCAGCUCCUCUCACUGGAGGAGUCAGCGCUCCUGCUGAAGGAACAGACCAGGAAGUACCAGGAGCUGCAGGCUAAGUUGGCAGCACAGAAGCUGGCUGAAGGAUUGACUGUCAGUAUGGGCACUUAUCAGCCUGAGGGAGGGCCUCUGGCCGCCUACAGGGAAGUCCGUGACGAUGGAGCCCAGCUCUCCUCAGAUGAGGACUAAUCCUGGGGCCUGGAGAGGGGUAGCUGCCUGGCAGGCAUGUCUCUGGACUGGCUCCAAGCUUGUGACCCAAGGCCCUCCGUUAGGCCGAGAGAGAGAGAGA